AUAGUCUAAUACAAUAUUGAAUAGGUCAUCUUAUUAAAUAUAUAAGUAAAUAAAGAAGAAAAAAAACAAAGUCAUCCACCUCAUCUCACAGACUCACACCUGUCUUCAUCUUCUUCAUCAUUCGCAAUCGCAGUACCCCCCUCAAAUCCAAUUCUCUCGCUUUGGUUUACGAUCAACCAAACGCAGCUAUGGCUUUGCACUCCGGUAUCGGUUUUUCCAAGAUCCUCGUCAUAGCCGGAACAGGGUACACUGCGACGGUUUUGCUCAAUAACCAUAAAUUAUCGGACUUGCUCGGAGAGCUUCAGUCAUUGGUGAAGGGAUUGGAGAAAUCGAAAGAUCAAUCAGACGGAGUAAAUGAUUACAGUGAUCCCAUUUUAGCUCAGGUGCGUAAACUGGCUGCUGAGGUUCAACAACUUGGUUCAAAUCGACACAUUACUAUUCUGAAUGGGAGUAAUGGCCAUGGUAACUUAAAGUCACUUAUAGUUCCCGCGGCUGCAUUGGGAGCAGUUGGGUAUGGUUACAUGUGGUGGAAGGGUUGUUCAUUGUGGGAUUUUAUGUACGUGACAAAAAGUAAUAUGGCUAAGGCUGUUUCAAAUUUGACGAAACAUCUGGAGAACUUAUCAGAUUUUGUUGCACAAACAAAGAAGCACUUGACACAGCGGAUCCAGAACGUGGAUGAUAAAAUGGUGGAGCAGAACAAGUUAUCCAGGGAAAUAAAGGAUGAUGUCACUGUUCUGAAUGAAUCUGUUGAUGGUAUUGCCUAUGACUUGAGUGGAUUACAGAACAUGGUUGCUGCCUUGAACGGGAAGUUAUGCGUAAUGGAGGGUAAACAGGAUUUUGCAAAUGCUAGUUUAUACUACCUGUGCAACUUUAUUGAUGGGAAGAAAGUCAAAAUGCCCGAGUCACUGCAGGAGCAACUUAAAACCUCUACCGCAUCACGUGGUUCACUGACAUUUUCAGAGGCUCCAAGCCUUAUGGGCCUGAAAGACAUUACAGAUUCUUUAUCUGGCGUCUAUUCUGAAGAUGGUACUGACAAGUUGGAGAAAUCAUCCAAAAACCUGAUAAGGUCCGUAUCAACUAGGUGUUGACAACGUUCUGAACAAAAGAUGUUUUCCAUCUCCUGGUUUAUUUUUCUUGCAUAUAUGAUAUGAGUAUAAUUUUUUUUUAUUUUAUUUCUUUUAUGAAUUUGUGAGAUGAUGCAGCUUAGUAUCUCAAUCUGAAUCUCACGAAGAAUGAAUGUACACCUUUAAAAAUAAAUACUUAAAAAGAUUAUAACGAAGUUUGUUGAUGGUUGUAAUGAACUUCAAUGCUCAUUUGCAUUAGUAGGAGGCGUAAUAGUUGAAGUAUUCCAGGUCCUCAUUCAUUGAUGCUUAUACUUGUACUAAUAUAUCUUUUCAAUGUAUUUAGAGCAAGUUGUGCUAUGACAACCUUUUUUUUUCAUUAUUAUAUAUUUGUUCUUAAUUAAUAUAUAUACUUUUUUGAGUAUA
Cannabis sativa is the source of this 1487-nucleotide messenger RNA. RefSeq lists its product as uncharacterized. Bases 189 to 1088 code for a protein of 299 amino acids. The transcript is spliced from 13 exons. The record is from RefSeq and is a predicted model, not a curated record. NCBI's taxonomy places the organism in Eukaryota, Viridiplantae, Streptophyta, Magnoliopsida, Rosales, Cannabaceae.